This is a messenger RNA of Manihot esculenta (cassava), 1326 nucleotides long. RefSeq names its product putative E3 ubiquitin-protein ligase SINA-like 6. Lineage: Eukaryota; Viridiplantae; Streptophyta; Magnoliopsida; Malpighiales; Euphorbiaceae. Gene Ontology annotation, molecular function: zinc ion binding. Bases 59 to 1213 code for a protein of 384 amino acids. The transcript is spliced from 2 exons. The record is from RefSeq and is a predicted model, not a curated record.
AAACAUGAGAUGAGAAAAGAGCGAUCGUGCUGAGAGGAAAUAAAAAAUUUACAGAGACAUGGCGAGAUUCUCAGUUGGCGGAGAAGCAGAUGAGGGGCCAAGCAGUCCAAGGCGAAAGAGACAGAAGAACCGUGAUUCUUCUGAACAACCGUCCUGGCAUGAUACAGAAGAUGAAAAUGUUGAAAUAGUAGAGGAGGACGAUGAGCUAUUAGAGGAGGAAAAUGACCAAAGUGAAGAACAACAACAAGAACGAGUUGAGGAACAUGAUUUGGACGAGGAAGAGGAAGGAGAAGAAGAUGACAUCUUGCUCACACCGAUCGUCCUACCUAGAUCAUCUAAUCGUCCUUCACCAGUCCGAAGCAGAAAUGGGGCGAUUUGCGUGACCCUAACAGACACAGAGGUGCUUGAUUGUCCCAUCUGCUACGAUUCGUUGACCAUUCCCGUCUUUCAGUGUGAAAAUGGGCAUACAGCUUGCUCUUCCUGCUGCAAAAAAAUUGCAAAUAAAUGUCCUUCCUGCUCUUUGCCGAUUGGAUAUAAUCGAUGUCGGGCCAUUGAGAAGGUUCUUGAAUCAGUUAAACUACCAUGCCAAAAUCUGAUGUAUGGGUGUGGAGAAAUGGUUUUAUACAGCAAGAAAUUUGACCACGAUAAGACCUGCACCCAUGCACCCUGUUCAUGCCCCCUAUCAGGUUGCAAUUUUAUUGGCUCAUCGAGACUGUUGUACCAGCAUGUUACCCGUAAACACAAGGGUUCUGCUACACGCUUCCAAUAUGGUAACACCUUUCCUGUAUUCUUCACUAUUAAUGAUAAAUCUCUUCUUCUUCAAGAAGAGAAAGGUGUUUUAUUUGUCCUCAGCAAUAAAGCUGAAAUCCUUGGAAAUGUGAUCACUCUUAGUUGUAUAGCUCCCUCGUCAUCAGAUGGGGAAUACUUUUAUGAGCUCACGGCAAAAAUGGAGGGAAGUAGUCUUAAAUUUCAGUCUUUUACAAAGAACAUUCAGAAGGUUAAUGAUGAGGAUAUUCAUGCGGAGGAAUUCCUUGUUGUUCCAAAUGUUUACUUUGGUUCUUAUGGGCAGAUCAGCCUGGACCUCAUCAUAAGGCGUUGUGAUGGGUAUCCUGCAAAUGUUCAGAGAAGAACCAGAGCAAAUGCUCAAAGUAUCAGUACAAACAUACAGAGAAGCACUGGUGCAAAUACGCAAAGAAGUACAGGUGGUGUUUAAUAUGAUCGUUAAUUUUGUUCCUUAGUAUAUGCCCUUCACAUUGGCUUAUGUUGAUGUUGGGUUACUCUUGUGCAGAUGCUUUGAAUUUGUAAUGGUUUCUCUAUUUUGCUCAA